This is a messenger RNA of Ciona intestinalis (vase tunicate), 1015 nucleotides long. RefSeq names its product D-aminoacyl-tRNA deacylase 2-like. Gene Ontology annotation, cellular component: cytoplasm. NCBI's taxonomy places the organism in Eukaryota, Metazoa, Chordata, Ascidiacea, Phlebobranchia, Cionidae. Gene Ontology annotation, biological process: tRNA metabolic process. The record is from RefSeq and is a predicted model, not a curated record. Gene Ontology annotation, molecular function: D-tyrosyl-tRNA(Tyr) deacylase activity.
UACAGCCGAAGGAAACCGACUGAAAUGAGGUAAUUACAUUUGCAAUGUAUGUCAAAGUUACUUUUAUGAUUUUAUAUUAUAAAGAAAUUGCAUUUUUAUUGUUGGAUUCUGAUUUUGCAACAACAAAUUUUAUUCAAACAAAGAAUAGAGUGCGCAAUAAUCGGUAAAGAUGCAAUCCAUCCUAAUGUCAUAAGACAAAUGGUAUUUGUUGAGCUUAUGUUUUUGUGUUCAUAUUUCAAUGGAAACGAAGGGUGCUUCUGCGAGACUGGUUCUUCAGCAAUGCAUUUCUGCGAAACUGCAAGUGAAACCAAUAACAGGCCCAGAAGAAGCUGUAUACGUCAACAUAUCUCGUGGAAUGGUUGCGUUUGUGUGCUUUCUGAAGCAAGCGGACCAGACUACCGUGAAUAAAAUGGUUGACCAUAUAACGCAAGUAAAACUCUCCAAACAAGACGAUGGAAAACUUGUUUCUAUUCUUGAUCUGCCGGGUGACCUAUUAAUCGUACCACAAGCAACCCUUGGCGGUAGAUUAAAAGGAAAACGUAUGCAGUAUCAUCAAAACAUAGACAAAAAUCUCGGCUCUGAACUAUAUACUCAACUUGUUGAAGCUUGUAGAAAAAUUUUAAAACAAACGAACAAAGCAGUUGAAUGUGGCACCUAUGGGAAUUUGCAAGUUUUAAGCAUUCAAACUAAUGGGCCAUAUACACACAUAAUAGAUGUUAGCUAAAUUGUAGGCAAAUAUACUGUUAAAUUUCCUUUCUAUUUGGUUAUUGUGUUUGUGUAUUUGUAAUCAUUUUGAUUUUUAAAAGGUUUACGAAGACCUGCAAAGCAAACAUUAACACAUUUUGCACUGAUAUUAACUGAAAAUGUAAAUAACAUUAGUAAUGCGAUACACAAUCCAAAUAAUGAACAGAACUCCCGAAGCAAAAUUUUAAAAACACCCGUGAUGUUGUUCAGUUUACAGGCAAAUACAUAAGUGUACGAUAGGUGAACUUGGGGUCAAAGACUGAACACCACA